AUGACGAGGUUCACAGACGCCACCAUGGAAAUACCCGACUUAAAUCCUGCCGUCCACCUACACGCUCUUAAAGCCGGACUCAGGCCCGGAAAGUUCAGAGAAAUAAUCGCGGUUACCAAGCCAAAAACACUGGACGAAUUUCGAGAAAGGGCAGCCGGACAAAUGGAGAUCGAAGAACUUCGAGAGGCCGACAAAUCCGAAAGGAGACCAAGAAAAGAGGAUGACAGGCCCUCCAGAUCGGCGAGCGCCAGAGACCUCGGUAAACCAUUCAAGCUCACUCCAAAAUUCGAUAACUACACCAGAUUCAAUACGAAGAGAGAAAAGAUAAUCAAGGAGAUACUCAACGCCAAGAUCAUAAAGCCGCCGACCCGAGCAGGGAGCUACCAAGAUCAGCGAUUCGUUGACAAGAGCAAGCACUGUGCCUUCCACCAGAAAUAUGGUCAUACAACGGACGAAUGCGUGAUAGCCAAAGAUCUCCUGGAGAGAUUAGCACGACAGGGCCUCUUGGACAAAUACAUAGAGGGCCGAAAACGCAGGGAAAGCAACAAAGAAGAUCAGCAAACCUCAGCCAGUAAAGAAACCAACAAAUGGUCAAACAACAAUCCACCUAAGGGAAUAAUAAACUACAUAUCUGGAGGAUUCGCUGGCGGUGGCGAAACAAGCUCGGCACGAAAACGGAGCUAUCGUGCGAUGCUAGCAAUCGAAGGAACGACACUACCAAGCAACAGAGCUAUUCAGGAUUUAGAAAUCACUUUUAACCAAGCUGAUAUAUGCUCGGCCGCUCCUCACGCAGACGACCCAGUAGUAAUUUCCAUUCAAACAGGUGACCUUCUGGUAAGAAAAGUCCUCUUGGACCCAGGUAGUAGUGCCGACGUUCUUUUCCAUUCUACUUUCUUAAAAAUGAAUCUAUCUGAAAAACUAAUACAGCCCUCAUCCGGAGAAUUAGUAGGGUUCUCUGGCGAGAGAGUACCGAUCAAAGGGUACAUAUGGCUAAGGACGACGAUGGGAAACAACCCAUUAGCAAAAAUCUUAGACAUACAGUACCUGAUAGUCGACUGUCCAAGUCCCUACAAUAUCAUCCUUGGACGACCUGCUCUGAAUAUGUUCAGGGCAGUCGUAUCUACUUACCAUCUAUGCGUUAAGUUUCAGGCACAGGAUAACAAGAUAGCAACGAUACAUUCGGACCGACAACAAGCUCGGCAAUGCUACAACGCUAGCUUAAAAAGAUCGGACGUGAUCCGGAAACAAGGGGAGGUCCACUCAAUAAAUAGCUCAGAAAUCUUGUCUUUGGCCGAGCUUGACCCUCGAGGGGAUGUACAGGAAAGGCCUCAGCCGGCAGAUGAGCUACACGAAAUCCAGCUGACAAAGGUGCCGGGUCAGGUAACCUACAUCGGCCAGGCGCUGAGGGGCCAACAAAGGUCGGAACUGAUCAAGUUGUUACAGGACAACGCUGACCUAUUCGCCUGGACCCCGACAGAUAUGCCUGGCAUUAGCCCAGAAAUCAUCUGUCACAAGCUGGCCACGAACAACGCAUGCCGACCUAUAGCCCAGAAGAAGCGAAACCUCGGCAACGAGAAAUCAAAGGCAGCCUUGGAAGAAACAGAGAAACUCCUCAAAGCUAACUUCAUUAAGGAAAUCCGCUUCACCACAUGGCUCUCGAACGUGGUAAUGGUAAGGAAAAGUUCAGGUAAGUGGCGCAUGUGCGUCGACUUUUCAGAUUUGAACAAAGCAUGUCCCAAGGACGCUUACCCCCUUCCAUGCAUCGAUAAACUUGUGGACAACGCAUCAGGUUUUAACAGCUUGAGCUUCAUGGAUGCAUACUCUGGGUACAACCAGAUUCUAAUGCACCCAGAAGAUCAAAGCAAAACAGCAUUUAUAACUGAACAUGGUAACUUCUGUUAUAGAGUUAUGCCGUUUGGCCUAAAGAAUGCAGGUGCAACCUACCAGCGUCUGAUGGACAAAGUAUUCCGACACCAAAUAGGUCGGAACAUCGAAAUCUAUGUAGACGAUAUGGUCGCCAAGUCAACCAAAGAUCGGUCACACUGUGACGACCUCAGGGAAGUAUUUGAACAGAUCCGGGCAUUCAAUAUGAGAUUGAAUCCAGAGAAAUGCGCUUUUGGGGUACAAGGAGGAAAAUUCCUAGGCUUCAUGCUAACGUCCAGAGGAAUCGAAGCAAACCCUGAGAAAUGCAAGGCUAUACUCAACAUGACAAGCCCCAAGACAAUAAAGGAGGUACAACAACUAGCAGGAAGGAUAGCGGCCCUCUCCCGAUUCUUACCCGCAGUAGCAACUCGGUCACAUCUUUUCUUUCAGACGAUCUUAAAAAACAAACAGUUCCAGUGGACACCCGAAUGCGAGAUGGCGUUCGCCGAACUUAAGACCCUUCUAUCGUCACCUCCCGUUCUGCAAAGACCUGAAAUCGGCAAGCCACUGUACCUAUACCUAUCUGUUUCCGAUCAUUCCAUAAGCUCGGCUCUCGUCCUUGAGACGGGAAGAAUCCAACAGCCAGUGUAUUUCGUAAGCAGAGUAAUGCAGCCAACGGAACAAAGGUAUCCGAAGAUAGAACAGCUCGCCCUUGCACUCGUGGCUACGGCGAGGAGACUAAGACCCUACUUCCAAAGCCACACAAUAGUGGUAAGAACGAAUCACCCGUUAAGGCAAGUAUUAACCAAACCGGAGCUGGCAGGACGAUUGACCAAAUGGUCAAUCGAGCUAUCGGAGUUUGAUAUUCAAUUUCAGACCAGAUCGGCCCUCAAAGCACAAAUUCUCGCCGACUUUAUCACGGAAAUGACCUCGGAUGAGCACAUUACAACAUGGGAGUUACAUGUGGACGGGGCCUCAAGCCGAGAAGGGAGCGGGGCUGGCAUAAUCCUAAAAGAGGGAAAUAAGGUGAUAGCCGAGCAGUCUCUCCAGUUUCAUUUUUCGGCAAGCAACAAUCAAGCCGAGUAUGAAGCCCUAAUAGCAGGACUCAAGCUCGCCCUGGGUCACAAAGCAACGAACUUAACGGCACAUUGCGAUUCUCUCCUGGUGGUCCAACAAAUCCGAGGAGAAUUCCAGGUAAAAGAUCCCUUGCUAGAGCGAUACUGGCUCAUAGCAAAGGAUCUAAUUUCAAAUUUCAAUUCAUUCACCAUAAUACAUGUACACAGAGAACAAAAUGUCAGGGCAGACAUACUUUCUAAGCUCGCCGCCACAAGGGCGGAAACACAAACAUCAACAUUAUCACAACACACACUCACCAAACCGAGCAUCAAACUAUUAUCUAUUGAAAGCAUUAACCACCUCCAUGAUUGGAGGAGACCUUUUCUUGAAUAUAUCUGUACAGGUACCAUACCCAGAGACGAGCUUCAUCCUCAACAGUUCAGGCGCAAGGCAAGCUUCUACACACGAAUAUCAGGGGAGCUAUACAGGCGAGGUUUCUCAUAG
Molecule: messenger RNA, 3423 nt
Organism: Arachis stenosperma
Lineage: Eukaryota; Viridiplantae; Streptophyta; Magnoliopsida; Fabales; Fabaceae
Exons: 1
Coding region: 1-3423 (1140 amino acids)
Molecular function (GO): nucleic acid binding; RNA-DNA hybrid ribonuclease activity
Source: RefSeq, a predicted model, not a curated record